GGCAGCGCCUCUCCGAGCCCGGAGCGGCGGCAGCGCGGAGCGGACCCGCCUGCGACCAGCGAGGCGAGGCGGCUGCGGCGGGUUCUAAAACCGUGAAAUCAUGGCUCAUUCAAAGACGAGAGCCAAUGAUGGAAAAAUCACAUAUCCUCCAGGAGUCAAAGAAAUCUCUGAUAAAAUAUCUAAAGAAGAGAUGGUGAGAAGGCUAAAGAUGGUUGUGAAAACCUUCAUGGAUAUGGACCAGGACUCAGAAGAGGAAAAGGAGCUCUACCUAAAUCUUGCUUUACAUCUUGCUUCAGAUUUUUUCCUCAAACAUCCCGAUAAGGAUGUACGUUUGUUGGUAGCGUGUUGUCUUGCUGAUAUUUUCAGAAUUUAUGCCCCUGAGGCUCCAUACACUUCACCGGAUAAACUGAAGGAUAUAUUUAUGUUCAUAACAAGGCAACUUAAAGGUUUGGAAGAUACAAAAAGCCCCCAGUUUAAUCGAUACUUUUAUUUGCUUGAGAACAUUGCUUGGGUCAAGUCCUAUAACAUAUGCUUUGAAUUAGAAGACAGCAAUGAGAUUUUUACACAGCUGUAUAGAACACUGUUUUCAGUAAUAAACAAUGGUCAUAACCAAAAAGUACACAUGCACAUGGUUGAUCUAAUGAGCUCUAUCAUUUGUGAGGGAGAUACUGUGUCACAGGAACUUUUGGAUACAGUGUUAGUUAAUCUAGUACCAGCACAUAAGAAUUUAAACAAGCAAGCUUAUGAUUUGGCAAAGGCUUUGCUGAAGAGGACGGCACAAGCAAUUGAACCAUACAUUACUAAUUUCUUCAAUCAAGUCCUCAUGCUUGGUAAAACAUCAAUUAGUGACCUGUCAGAGCAUGUGUUUGAUUUGAUUCUGGAGUUAUACAAUAUUGACAGUCACCUCUUGCUUUCUGUUCUGCCACAGCUCGAAUUCAAACUUAAGAGCAAUGACAAUGAAGAACGUCUGCAGGUUGUAAAGCUUCUAGCAAAAAUGUUUGGGGCGAAAGAUUCAGAGUUGGCGUCUCAGAACAAACCACUUUGGCAGUGCUACCUGGGGAGGUUUAAUGAUAUCCACGUACCUAUUCGCCUUGAGUGUGUCAAAUUUGCAAGUCACUGCCUUAUGAACCAUCCCGACCUGGCAAAGGACUUAACAGAAUAUCUGAAAGUAAGGUCGCAUGAUCCUGAGGAGGCCAUAAGGCAUGAUGUUAUAGUAUCCAUAGUUACUGCUGCUAAAAAAGAUCUUUUGCUUGUCAAUGAUCACCUGCUAAAUUUCGUCAGAGAAAGGACACUGGACAAGCGGUGGAGAGUGAGGAAGGAAGCUAUGAUGGGACUUGCACAGAUAUACAAGAAAUAUUCAUUGCAAUCAGAAGCAGGAAAAGAAGCUGCAAAACAAAUAUCAUGGAUCAAAGAUAAACUUCUGCAUAUAUAUUAUCAAAACAGUAUUGAUGAUCGGUUACUUGUUGAACGCAUUUUUGCUCAGUACAUGGUCCCUCAUAACUUGGAAACAAAUGAACGAAUGAAGUGUUUGUAUUACCUUUAUGCAACACUGGAUUCAAAUGCUGUGAAAGCAUUGAAUGAAAUGUGGAAAUGUCAAAAUCUACUACGACAUCAAGUAAAGGAUUUAGUUGACCUAAUAAAACAACCCAAAACAGAUGCCAGCAGUAAAGCUAUAUUCUCAAAAGUGAUGGUUAUAACAAGAAACCUUCCUGAUCCAGGAAAAGCUCAAGAUUUCAUGAAGAAGUUCACACAAGUUCUAGAAGAUGAUGAGAAAAUAAGAAGUCAGUUAGAAAUGCUUGUUAGUCCAACAUGUUCUUGCAAACAGGCUGAAGGAUGUGUGAGGGAAAUAACAAAGAAGUUGGGCAACCCAAAGCAACCAACAAAUCCUUUUUUGGAAAUGAUAAAGUUUCUUCUUGAGAGAAUUGCUCCUGUUCACAUUGAUACAGAAUCUAUCAGUGCCCUUAUCAAGCAAGUGAACAAGUCUAUAGAUGGAACAGCUGAUGAUGAAGAUGAGGGUGUACCUACUGACCAGGCAAUCAGAGCAGGUCUUGAAUUGCUGAAGGUACUUUCGUUUACACACCCUAUCUCAUUUCAUUCAGCUGAAACUUUUGAAUCUCUCCUUGCUUGCUUGAAAAUGGAUGAUGAAAAAGUGGCAGAAGCGGCAUUACAAAUUUUCAAAAAUACAGGAAGUAAAAUUGAAGAAGACUUUCCUCACAUACGAUCUGCUUUGCUUCCAGUGUUGCAUCAUAAAGCUAAAAAGGGACCUCCUCGUCAAGCCAAGUAUGCUAUUCACUGCAUCCAUGCAAUAUUUUCCAGCAAAGAAACACAGUUUGCACAGAUAUUUGAGCCACUGCAUAAAAGUCUGGAUCCAAGCAAUUUUGAGCACCUCAUUACGCCAUUGGUUACUAUUGGCCAUAUAGCCAUGCUUGCACCUGACCAAUUUGCUGCCCCUUUGAAAUCUUUGGUUGCUACUUUUAUUGUUAAAGAUUUGCUAAUGAACGAUAGGCUUCCAGGAAAAAAGACAACAAAACUUUGGGUCCCAGAUGAAGAAGUGUCUCCUGAAACCCUUGUUAAAAUUCAGGCCAUCAAGAUGAUGGUUCGGUGGUUGCUAGGAAUGAAGAACAACCACAGCAAGUCAGGAACUUCCACUCUGAGACUGCUAACAACAAUAUUACACAGUGAUGGAGAUUUAACAGAGCAGGGGAAAAUAAGUAAACCUGAUAUGUCUCGCUUGCGGCUGGCUGCAGGGAAUGCUAUUGUGAAGUUGGCACAAGAACCUUGUUACCACGAAAUCAUCACCUUAGAACAAUACCAGCUGUGUGCACUAGCCAUAAAUGAUGAAUGUUACCAAGUGAGACAAAUAUUUGCUCAGAAACUUCAUAAAGGCCUUUCUAGACUACGGCUACCACUAGAAUAUAUGGCUAUUUGUGCACUGUGUGCAAAAGAUCCUGUGAAAGAGAGAAGAGCUCAUGCUAGGCAGUGCCUUGUGAAGAACAUAAAUGUCAGAAGGGAAUAUCUGAAGCAACAUGCAGCAGUUAGUGAGAAACUGUUGUCACUUCUACCAGAGUAUGUUGUCCCUUAUACUAUCCAUCUUCUAGCUCAUGACCCAGAUUAUGUCAAAGUCCAGGACAUUGAACAACUCAAGGACAUUAAAGAGUGCCUGUGGUUCAUACUGGAAAUAUUAAUGGCUAAAAAUGAAAACAACAGUCAUGCAUUUAUCAGAAAAAUGGUAGAAAACAUCAAACAGACUAAGGAUGCUCAAGGACCAGAUGAUCAAAAAAUGAAUGAAAAACUAUAUACAGUCUGUGAUGUAGCAAUGAAUAUCAUUAUGUCAAAGAGUACAACAUACAGUUUGGAAUCCCCUAAAGACCCUGUACUUCCAGCCAGAUAUUUUACUCAACCUGACAAGAAUUUCAGUAACACCAAAAAUUAUCUUCCUCCGGAAAUGAAGUCUUUUUUCACCCCUGGAAAGCCCAAAGCAGCCAAUGUUCUUGGAGCAGUUAAUAAGCCUCUUUCGUCAGCAGGAAAGCAGUCUCAAUCCAAAUCUGCACGAAUGGAAACUGUAAGCAAUGCCAGCAGCAGCUCAAAUCCAAGCUCUCCAGGAAGGAUCAAAGGGAGGCUUGACAGUACUGAAAUGGACCACAGUGAAAAUGAAGAAUUCACACUGGCUUCACCCUUACCAGGAAAGAAAACUGACAAAAGAGACGACUCUGAUCUUGUAAGGUCAGAGAUAGAGAAGCCCAGAGGAAGGAAGAAAGCCACUAUCACAGAUUCAGAAGAGAAGCUAAGCAUAGAUGACCUGAAUAAGCUGGGUCAAGAGCAGAAGCUUAGAGGUAGUCAACGGGGAAGGAAGAGACCUGCAGUUGUAUCAGAAGCUGAUGAAACACAAUGGCAAGAGGAAAAAAGGCUAAAAGAAGAUGUGAUAGAAAGUGAGGAUGAACAGAACAGUCCACCAAAGAAAGGGAGAAGAGGACGCCCUACCAGAACAAAUAAUGGGGCAACACCAAAGGAAGAACCAGUGGCAAAGUCAUCAAAAAGGAGCAAAAAAAAACAACCACCAGCAGCUGCAGUGGAAGAGGAGGAGGAGGAGGAAGAAAGGCAAACUGAAAAUAUUGAACAAAAACCAAAAGGCAGGCAAAAUAGGACAUCAAAAAGAACACAGCAGAGAGCAGAACCAUCUGAAACUAGUACAGUUGAAUCAGCACAGUCUACGCCACAGAAAAGACGAGGAAGGUCGUCACAAACACCACCAGCACAGCAAAAAAAAGUCCGGGCAGGACGUUCCAAACAAGCAGCCAGUAAAGAGAAUGAAUCCAGUGAAGAGAUGGAUGUGUUUCAGAGUGGUUCACCUGUCAGUGAUGACAUUCCUCAGGAAGAAGUAAUGGAAGAAGAGGAAGUUUCCACAAUCAAUGUCCGUCGCAGAACUUCCAAAAGGGAAAGACGAUGAGUGAGCAUGUAGUUACCAGCCUUCCAGGUGAAAGCUUUGAAGAAUGCUUUUAAUAUAAAGCUUGAGACUGAAUGAAGCUGUUAGUGCACAAAUGGGGUUGCUGAAGAAAAGACAAAACCUAUUUUACUGCCCCUGCAUUUGCAGUCCCUAGGUCACAAGCUUUAGCCACACACAUGUUGAUAUCAUUAACUGUGGAUUUUUGUGAAGUGUAAUGUGCGCUGGCUUUGUAGACAUAUGAACUAAAGAAGAAAACUGUAAAUAGUUCUUUUUUUAAUGUUUCUGACUUAUAAAGUGCUUGUAUAGCUUUUAUCUGCGGCUUUAAACUGACAGUACCCCACUGUUUAUUGGAGCGAUUGAUAUAAAAAAAGAACAGAGUUUGUUGAAAAUUGAUCUCAAGCAAUAUCUGUCAGUGUUUGUAUUUGUACUCUUGUUGACAUUUAACUGUGAAAAACAAGUCAGUUGAACAAAUAGUGCCACAUUCUUUUGCCGCUAUUUGUCGAGGAGAAGAAGAGGAAGAAAAAAAAAAAUCGUUGUUUCCUUCAUGAAUAUAACCUAGUGUUUACCUUCAGGCACCCACCUAUCGUCAGAGGUGCUAAAUUACUUUCUUUUACAGUUGAAAAAUAUUGGAUAGAAUAAUACAAGAGAUGCAAAUUUGGAAAGAAGUUUUGUUUUACACCUCAGUAUUGAUGCCAGACUUUUCUGGACUUGUAGUGGCAUUGAAAAUUCAAAAAGGAUUUAAAAUAUUUUAAUUUUAAAGGUGUGUUAUUAAAUAAUGUACUGAAUACCCUACCCACUUUAUUAUUCCCUAUCAGUUUUUAUUAAUCUACUGUAUCAAUAAAAUUCUGUAACUGAGUUUUUAAUAGUCUAGUAUGUUAAUGUGUAUAGAUAUUUCCUUCUGAACAUGAUGUUCACAAAGAGCAAAUUAUUACUACAUUAUAAUAUGAAAUCUGAUAUAUAAACAUUAGUGAAAAUACAGUUCUUAUUACAAUGUAAAGUUAAUCACAAAGAGAAAUUUUAUUGAUGCAGUGUGUCUUUAUAAAGCUGUUCUUGAGAGCCAAGUGUUUUGUAUUUUAUAGUGAAGUUGCAUGUUUAUGAAAAAUGUGCUGAAAAUGGGAUGUAAUGUUUUUUUUUUGAAACUCGUAUCUAGCAGUAGUAUAUGGUAGGUUGCCUCAUGAGAGAUCCUUUUAUUGAGAGUUUAUUGUACUUUUCUGUUCUGUUCUUGUUUUUUGAGCCAAAUUUUUUUUGGUAUGAAGAGCUAAGUUUUUGUUGAAUAACCAGCUGUCAGUUGUUACAGCAAAGGUAUUCAAGAUUUGAAUGAAGCUCCAUUUUUAUUUUGUGCUACAAUAGAGAGAGGUUGGUUUGUGCUAGGUUUUUUGGGGAGGCGGUUUUUUUGGGGGGGGGUGUUUGUUUUUGGGGGUUUUUUUUUGGUUUUUUUUUUGGUUUUUUUUUUUUAGUUUUAAUCUGAGAAAAAACAAAAGCAACAAAAUACAUAGAGCAGUAUCCAGUAUGCAGUUUAACAGUUUACAAACUGUCUUUGAACCAAAAUAUAUCAGUUACUAUACUCUGCUUAGCCGAGCACACAUCAUAAUUUCAGGUGCUGUUCUUCCUCUGGUUCCCUACAGUUGACAACACAUGAAAAAAUCAAUUUCUAACCCAAGAAAAUUUUAUUUCAUUGAAUAAUGGAGCAUUUUCACAUAAUCCAUCAAUAAAUAAGUUAUUAUCACAAGGUUGUCUGUAAAGAUUAUAGGAAAGGAUAAUACUAAACCUCAGAUUUACUGAUUUCCAAACUGUAAGAUCACUAAUAAAGCAAGCAACCCUUAGAAUUUUUUCACUAUUCAUUUUUUGGUACCACUAGGGAAAAGUAUUAUAAGCAAUUAGAUUAUUCUGCCUCAUCUUAACCUUCCCCCUCUUCCAGUACUCAGCUUUUCAACAUUUAUACCUAUAGAUACGGGGGAAAUGCUGACUAGAAAGGCAGUUAUGGUUGAUAAGAAUUGGCUUUGAAAUAGUUGGCAAAACAGAACCUGCUUACUUAUGCUUCAGCAGUGCAAAUGCAAGUUGUUGAGGGUUUUUUAUGGUAUAAAAUGAUUGAAAGCUAGCUUUGUAUUUUCCUCUUUGACAGAAUUGCACUGAAAACAUUUAUGGAAGAUGUACCUUUAAGUCAAUUUUAUACAAAAAUUAUGAAAAAUUAAUGCUGAAACUGCUGCAGACUCUUGAGGCUUUAUGUGCAUAAACAUGGUUAGGUUAAACUUCAUGGAAUAUUGAUGCACCAUUACUGAUCAUAAUGUUUAUUGUAAAUUUAAACUAUAGUUUUGCAAUUUAAAUGUUGAUUUCUUGGGUAAUAAUGCGUAAAUCAUUAUUUCUUGAGAAAUAGGCACAGCAAAUAUGUCAUUCUUAUAUUCAAACCUCUUCUAAGUUCAUUCUCAUCUCAUAUAAAGAAAAUGAAUAUUUUAUGUACUAACAUUUUGAGAUCUGCGUACAGUAGCUACAGUAGAUUAUAAUUAUGUAUAAAAGAUAAAUUGCUAACAUUCAGUUAGCAUGCUCCUCUGCAAUGAUAAUGUUAAGUUUAUAAAAAUGUACUGUAUUACAUUAAAAGAUCAAAUUGAACUCACUGUAACAAGUUCCAGUAUGACAUUUUUGUGAGAUUACCAAAGUAUCUUGCUGUACUUUGCGGCAAAUAAAGUUUUUGUUACAUUUCCUUUUCUUGCUGCAGUGCAACAGGAAACUUUCAGUGAUCUGUAGUUCAUGUGCAAAAUCUAAACAGGGAUUGUAAUCUUUAAACUAGUGUUUAAAGGUAAUUCACUGAUUCCAGAAGCAUGGUGGUUUAUUACCUGUCACAGACUGAGAUAAUGAAUAUUUAGGGCUAGCUAACCCACUAAUAGGAAAGGAAAUAUGAAAGUGUUUGAAAGUUCUAAUGUGACUAUACCUGUUCCACCUCAGAUAAUUAGAAUCCUGUAUUAACUAUACUUGACUCUGCCAAUUGACUUUAUUUUCUAGCAAAAUCGAACCCUUUUUCAAAUAUUUUGACACUUGCUGUUUUGACAUUUGGAUCUCUGUGAACAAAAAUAUUAGUUUACAAAAAGAUACUAAUAUUAAAGACAUUUUCACCAAAAAUGAAUAUGCUCAGUUUGUGAGUAACUUGCAAAAAAACCUUAAGUCUUGAACCCUAAUACAUUUUUCUGGCAUAGUUUUUGUCAUUUGAUACUCCAGAAAAGGUACCACAAAACAUGAGAGGGACGUGUGCAGUUUUCUUGCUGCUUUUAUUUGCGUGUGUGUUUUUGACAGAUUACCAAGUCUGUUUUUGUGGAACCACAGGGUAGGUUUUGGAUGCUGCAAGUUUACUUAUCAUUCACACUUAUUCCUAUCACUCUGUGGGGUUAAUUCUUGAAUUCAGUCAUCCUGUGCAAAAAGUACAAAGUCAAGAACGUUGUUUGAAUAUUCUCACGGUUGUGCACAUAGAGAAUACAAGGAUCUUAGGACAGUAGCAAUAAGCAAAAUUCUGAAUUUGUGAAUGGAAAGAUUUUACAAACUCGCCUGUGUUUAAAUAUAUACAGUGUAGAGAUGGAUACAUCCCUACCUCAUCCAAGUAGGUGCAGUACAUAUCUUAUAAAUACUUUUUAAAAGAGACACAUUCAGGUACACACUGUUUGAUCAAGGCCUCAUGUCUACAAACACAUGACUUAAGAUGAGUUCUAGAUGGCCAUCCUUCUACUCUGAUGGUUCUGUAGUGACCAAAAUGAUAAAAUUCACUUGACCAAGACCAGUCAUCCAUAAGGAGAAGCAGAAGAAUCUGAAUGCAUUCUUUUCUCCUGUUGUCCUCAGAGAUUGCCAUUCCAGUCUUUACAUCUUUGUUGGAUGUUGCCUUUACAAAAGAUGAUUACUAAUUUAGGUGCAAUAUCCUAACACUGACUGAAGCGACUUCUAUUCCACAGACAGGCAAACUUCCUGAUGUCUCAGUAGGUUUGCCCCACAUCCUUAGGAUGCUCUCUUCAUUGCAAAGGGUCCAGCUUGUGCUAUUUUGUUGAUCAUGGAAAAGUACGAAGCUGAAUGUUAGCAACUGGUUUAGAAAUACAAAAAAAUAGAAGGAAAAAACCAACAAAAAACCUCCACCUUAUUUGCUUUAAAGUUCUUAAAGAUCCGAUCUAUCCGCAGUGGUCCCCAAGUGCCACUGUAUUUGUGUGGGCAGAAUAAACAUGGUCUUGUACAGUGUGUACAGUAAGUAAAAGGUUUCAUGCUUGCAUUUUUUUUCAGUGCCUCAGUACAGUCAUGAUGUGGUUUUUAGUAGCACUUUCAUUUCUGUAAUGAAGAUGUAUAUUCGUUUUGAAUCAGCAGCGUCAAAUUGAUGUAAGAAGGAAGAAAGCCUCUAAAUACAGAUUUCUACCCCUGCAAGUAAGUAUUUCAGUGAUCACGUAGUAUGUUGGAAUUACUUUAACAUAUAGGUUCUUUGAAGGAUGGAUCAAACAUAAGGUUUUGAUUUGGCUAGCUGUGUUUCCUAUGCUUGUAUUCUACCUCAUGUAUGUAGACACAAAGGAAUGGAGUAUUUUGCAAAUCAAAGCAGUGUUACUGAACACUGUCCCUGCUUACUUGGAAGUAAUUUUGUUAUUAAAAAAGAAAUUUCAGGUCACAGAUUUGUUAGUGGUUCUGAACAGAUUCAGCGAGCUGAUGGCUUCAGAUAAUAUGUUCUGUAAUACUGUGUCAGUCUUGUUGUUUUUCAUUAUUUUUCUCUAGGUAGAAGACAAUUGCACAAGUUAUGACAUACAGUGUAAGAGAACAUGAGAACUUAGUAGCAAUAUCAAUAGCGGUAGUUGUAGUUGCUGUUACAGUAUAAAAGAUUGUGUUAGAAUGAAACAAUCUUAUCCUAAAAAGCUUUUUCUUUACUAUGUUGGGAAGACAAGUUGAUAAUGUAAAACAGUUUUCUUCUUGAUCACAGCACCUUGAAAUAAUCUAGUUUGGAACAGCUGGCUUUUUGGUAGAUAUCCUUGAAACUUGCAGGUUCUUGCGUUUCUUGUAGUGUAUUUCUAUUCAGCAAAAUUAAAUUAUUGUAAACUAAAGAUAUUUUGAAGAGGAGAAGAGUUUUUAAUCCUUAUUUAAUAAAAUAAUAAGGUGUUCAAUUUAAGGAAAGAAGUUUUUGGGGGUUAGCUUUUCUCGGGUAUGUUUUAUAGCCAUGCCUAUAGAUGCAGUAACGUGUUACAUGGGUGUGGUGUGCAUCACCAUUUUUCUGGAGUCUUUGAUCUGCAAGACACCGAAACACAAUAGAAACUGCCUUUGUGUUUUCCCCAAAAGGCAUUUACUCUUACCCUUCAGUGACCAUUUCAAAAGAUGAAUAAAUGAUGGUUUAAUUAUCUUCUGCUAUAAUCUCUGUGGUUUAGGUGAUGAAAACAACUGUGGGGCCAAGUGAGUGGUUGGGUGAGAAGUGGGGUGUUGGAGGUGGGUUAUUGAUUUGAUGCUGGAGAGAUCAGUAAAGAGUAGGGAAUCAGCAGAUACAUGAGAUAGGAAUGCAGUUUCUUGAUAUGAGAUGACCUAUGACAGGAGUGUUCUACUCAAGAUGAAAGCAAAGAUGCGGAAAGUUUGUGGUGAUGAUGUUACUUAUUUAAGAGAGGAGAACUGUGGAUGUGUUGCUCUCUCUGAUUCGGAGGAAAAUGUGUAAGAACAUGCAUAGAAUUGAGACUAAUGCCAGGAGUUUUUGUGGGAAAAGGGCGAUGGCUACUGCUGAGGGCAAAUGUUAUUAGUAAGGAAUUUGGAAUAGUUUGGCUAAAGAGGAUUCUAACCUCUAUAGGUAAGAAGUAGGGCAGCAUUAAUUUAUGUGCUAAACUAAAAUUGGGGCAAAAGAGGUCAAGGCAUAAGCCACUGGGAAACAAGAGCUUUCAAAGCUGCCUAAUAGCAGCAGCCUGCACAGGUCCACAUUGCAGAUAGCAGCAUUUAAGCAUUGGAACGAUGUUUCCUACGGUGCCUCUCAUUAAAUCUUUCAAUGUGACCUCUUUCCUUAGCAGCAUUUUGUGAAACCCUGAUUAUCUGCUCUUCCUUACUAAUAUCAGUGUACUUUCAUAGCAGCCUGGGAUGAUUCUCCCCUUCCUUCAUGUACGGAUGUCCUCUUCUACAGGACAGUGUGAGUCCUGUCCCCCGGCACUGCUGCUUUUCAUUCCUCUCAGUGGGCUCCAGCCAGCUGGGUUUCUGAAUCUUUCUGUUUGCCACAUGGGCUCUUUGCUGAGAGGGUCCUUAGUCGCUGAGUGGCCUCCUCAGAGGCAGUCACAGCAACAAGCUUGACAGAGUUCAGGAGUGUCUGGAUGAUAUUCUUGGUCAUUAAGUUUAUUUUUAGGUAGUCCUGUGAGAAGCAGGGAGUAGGACCUGAUGAUCCUUAUGGUUUCUUUCCAACUUGAGAUAACCUGCGUUUCUAAAUGCAGCUGUUGUGCUGCUUGUUUCACAGGCAUUGAGCUGUAAAGCAAAAGCAGUCCUUGGACUGCAGGGUGUAUUGAAAAAGGUGUGGACAGGUUUGGGAAUUCACAAGAGAAGUAGUAGUUGAACUUCUGCUACAUUUUGAUAUCUCACUUUCCCAACAUCUAGUGAACCAGGCUCCUUCCAAGGUUAUAGGUAAUAGUGCUGUUCCAAAAUUAGGAAGCUGUCUUACAAAAUCUGGCCUGUGUUAUCCAGUGAAAAGGCAAGUAGGGACUCCCCUGAAACAGAAGUCGUUCCCAAAUACACUUUGUUCUCUAAGUCCAAAGGUGGAAUAAUAUGAAGAGAUUUAGGCAGAGAUUUCCAUUCACUCAGUUGCAGUAGGGAAGAUCAAGUUUUGCUAAACCAUUUUUCAUAGUCAUGGAAAGAACAGGAAAAGUUACUCAGGAAGUAUGUAUCACUUCAGCGGCAUUUAAUGAUUGUAUACUUGGGUGCUAUCCUGAAAAAUGUGUGAUGUGGGCUAUGGGAUAUUACACUAAGUCUCCAUGGGAUAGUAUUUAAUCUCUGUAAAAAUCUAAAAAAUAAUUUUAUUUUUAUUUGAAGCUGCUCUGUUACUUUUAUUGUUUAUCUUUCUGUAACUGUUAUUUAAUAUCUGGUCAGUAUCCAUUGCUUGUUUUCAAUUUUGCAUUUAAACAAAAUAUGGAAGUGAGAGAUGGCCAUGACACAGAAUUGCUGUCAUUUAGUGUUGUCAUAUUUACUUUAGAUAAAAUAUUUGAUGUAA
Parus major (Great Tit) is the source of this 11615-nucleotide messenger RNA. RefSeq names its product PDS5 cohesin associated factor B (gene PDS5B). NCBI's taxonomy places the organism in Eukaryota, Metazoa, Chordata, Aves, Passeriformes, Paridae. The transcript is spliced from 35 exons. Gene Ontology annotation, cellular component: chromatin; nucleus. The record is from RefSeq and is a predicted model, not a curated record. Gene Ontology annotation, biological process: DNA repair; mitotic sister chromatid cohesion. The coding region runs from base 101 to 4447 and encodes 1448 amino acids.